AUGAAAAACAAAAUCAAAAUAUUCUUCCGGUUCUUAAGCCUCUUAAGAGUGGAGCCAUUUAUGAUAAUUCUGGCGUUCAGUCAAUACUUUCGUCGAACACCACUGGAAGUGCUAAUUCAGGACAAACUCUGCAGAAAUCGGUAUAAUAUGUCCGAAGAGUUUUGCCUACAAUUGCCGUAUAUGUCGGACGUGGAGACCGGACACGAGAUAAAGACCCUGAUAUUGUCCGACGCCGUGAAGUACAACAUGUAUCACACGUGGAUCACAAUGGCUCCGGGCAUUGUCUGGUCCAUAUUCCUUGGCCCCUGGAUUGACAAGUAUAUCAAUGGCCGCAAAGCAAUAUUCAUCAUCGGUUCCAUCACCCAGUCCUUGGAGGCGGCCAUGAAUGCGCUUAAUUCAUACUUUUUUACUACAAAUAUCAAUUGGAUUUUAAUCUCGUUCAUACCGUACACACUGUCCGGUUCGAUGACAUACACGACCGCCUAUUCCUAUGUCGCGGUCACCACUCCUACCAAAUACCGUACGUUACGUAUGUCUGCUCUCGAAGUAUUAAUAGCCAUAGCCCAACCGCUGGGAGUGUACACAUCGGGUAAAUUAAUAACAUGUACGCCAUUGGGAGGCAACGGACAGCUUCAUAACUAUGGGCUUAUAUUUGCGAUCAGCAGUUUGGGUGCAUUCGCAGCGUUUCUAUGGGCCGUCUUCGCCAUCAACCAGGAGACCGAUCGGCAGCUGUUUCGACACCAUUUCGGCGAUUGUCGACCACUUCUGGCCGACCGGACGGCCGAACAAAGUGCCCAAUUCGCCGCAAACACCGAAUACAUACACCCCUUAAGGCUGUUGUUUAACGUGAAUAAUGUGCGCGAAAUCGCCCAGACUUUGACCAAACGUCGGCCCAAUUACGUGAGGGCGCAGAUAUGGCUCGUGAUUGCGGGUAUGUUUGGCUGCUAUUUCGUAUGGACAGCUCCGGUGGCCUUUCUAUUCCAGUUCGUCGAGAAGAUCUACCGCUGGGACGCCCGGGUCUACACUGAACUCAGCUCGAUUGGUAUGAUCGCCAACUCGCUAGUGGUAAUUUUCAUCACACCCCUGCUCAUCAAGGUAUUUGAUUUAGGAGGUGGAAGAUGCUACUUGAUUAGCAAUUAA
Molecule: messenger RNA, 1140 nt
Organism: Medioppia subpectinata
Lineage: Eukaryota; Metazoa; Arthropoda; Arachnida; Sarcoptiformes; Oppiidae
Source: the annotation of a GenBank genome assembly